ACGUCGCUCCAUGACGCACGCUCAAGUGGACGUCUCGGCUACGUCACUUGCGCGCCGCCUGGCUUCUGAUGCACUUCUUUUCCCGAAAGCCUAAAGAUAGAUGUUUCGAUUUCAGUCCCUGGAUGAAGACUGUACGCUGGAGGAGGAAGAUGUGGGGUUGGCAGCAGAGGAAGAUGAAAUCGACCAGUUCAAUGACGACACCUUCGGAGCUGGGGCCAUCGAUGAUGACUGGCAGGAGGAACACAAACGCCUCUCAAACCUUGAUGACCGGGAUGGGCAAGGAGCCGGUGCAGGAGGAGGAGGAAGAGGGAUGGAGAGAGAAUCAGAUUUAGGAGGAACAGAUGACUCAUCCUCUUCCCAUCUCUCUACCUAUGCAGGCCAUCAUCCCCUUCCAUCUUCUCUUCCAUCACUCAACUUCUCCUCGUCUUCCUCUGGACUGCCUCCACCAGAUGUAGAGGAUCGAGGAGGGGAAGGUGACUUGGCUGAGUCCCUGGCCAGACUCAUCCUGGAGGCAGACCCAGCCAUCGCUGGGGUCGGAGCCACUGAGAGGCCCUGUCCAUCCCUGAGCUCCACAGCAUCCACCCUUACCACUUUCCACAGGUUGGAUCAACCCAGAGUCCUUCCGCAGCACUCCAUCCCAAAUCCCACCCACUCACAUCAGCCUCCACAACACCCUCAGCACCAGCUGCCUCCUGGGCCCUCCACCUCAGGCAUCCCCCUUGGUCCUCCUUCAACAUCAAUGCUCAGCUACCAACAGCAGCAGCACAUGCUGCGCAGAGGGUCUGCUCCAAUCGCCCAGAUGAACUCUCACAGUAUCUGGGAGAACAAUAUGGGGUUCGGGCCGGUCAGUGUCACCCCAGGACUUGUCACGCACAUGGAGGAUAGUCCACUAAUGUCUAUCAUCAAAGAGGUGGGCCUUCCUAAAUUACCUCCUCGGGGUAGGAAUGAUGAAGGACUGGAUUUGUCAGAGAGGGUACCACCACCUCGGUCUUCUUCCCCUGUGAUUGGUUCCCCUCCGGUGAGGGCCGUGCCUAUUGGGACCCCGCCCAAACAGCCAAUGAGCCACAGUCUAAAUCAUCAGGCGCAUCAUCCCACAGCAGUUCAUGUGAGAGCCCCGGUCCAGCACAGAUACCCUCCUCCUUUUCCUGAGCGUCUGUCACCCAACACCCUCCUCAACUUAGCUAACUCUCCGCUGUGUCGCAGUCCCUUCCCUCCUGGAGUUGUUCCAGUUCUGUCUCAGAUUCAACGGGCCAAGCUGCUCAACUCUCAAGUGGCUGGUUUUGCCCAUGGCGGGCCACCUCCUCCUUUGUUACCAGGUGGUGGAGUUUUCAGGCCAUUCUUCGGGGGCCCUCCUCCUCCACAUGGUCACCGAAUGGGCCCACUGCCCCCUCAUGGUCCCCCUAACCACACGCCACCCAUCCGCCACAACACCACCCACCUCCACCCUCAGCACAGACGCAUGCUCACCCAGCGCAUGCAGAGCCGAGGAGGGGAUCGUGGCAGGACUGGAGGGGACCGGCACAGCAGGGACCCCUACAGUAAUCUGAUGACUCAGAAGGAGAAAGAAUGGGUAACAAAGAUUCAGAUGAUGCAGCUGCAGAGUACUGACCCUUACCUUGAUGACUACUACUAUCAGAAUUACUAUGAAAAGAUGGAGAAACGUCAGGAAAGAGAGAGAGACAGCAGCAAGAAGGAAUACACCACCAAACUCAUCACACCACAGGUUGCCAAGGUUGAACACACCUACAGACCAGUUCAGUUUGCAGGAUCUUUGGGUAAACUGACUGUCUCUAGUGUCAACAACCCCCGCAAGAUGAUUGAUGCUGUGGUGACCACUCGCACAGACGACGAGGAGAAAAGAGAGAAGCAGGUUUGGAAUAAGAGGCGACAGAUCCUGUACACUGUGGAGAAGAUGUACAGUUUGCUGCUGGAGGUUCAAGACUUUGAGAAACGUUUUGUCCAGGCCCCAGAGGAGGACAGGGAGGCUCUGCUGGAGCAGCAUAAAACCAACACAGUGCAGCUGUGCAACUCUCUGCGAGAGAAGGAGUGGGAUGAUAGAGUAAGUGAUGAGCAAUGUGUGAUGAUCAUGUCAGUGAGGAAGGGCAAGCGGCUCAUAUCCAGGCUCCUCCCCUUCCUGCCCUCACCCCAGGCCACCGCCAUUGUCAUGGCGAUUGCACGCAACCUUCCUGCCCUGGCCAAGAAGGACAAGCAGGACCAGGUGCUUUGCUGGUUAGUGGAGCCCCUUUCUGCUGUGAUCCAAUCACUCUCCAGCUCCGCCAUCACAGACCUGCUCCAGGAGCUUCAAGGCAGCGAGGGCCAACUGGCCACAGUACUGCACAACAAGUUUGGUGUGACACUUCUGUAUCUGAUCCUGAGUGAGGGAGAGAAGAUGCAAAGUUCAGACCCCAACUGUCAACUCAUGGAUGACAAUCGAUGGACUGAGUUGGUAUUUGCUGUGACAAGGGAGCUGCUCAGUGUUCCCUCCUCGUCCCUCUCUCCUCCCCUCGUUACUCCUGCCAACCUGCUCUCCCUCUUCUCCCGCUAUGUCGAUCGGCAGAGGCUGGAGCUGUUACAGAACAAGUUACAGAUCUCUUCAUUGUCCAGGUAGAAGUUACUGCAGACAUCAACACGAGAUCUUCCCCUCCCGAUGCAGACCUUUCUUUUUGUGUGUAAGAGGGAAUGGUGUGAGUGAGUUAUGAGGUGAAUCCAUUGUGGGUAAUUUUAAUCCAGCAGAAUCUCGUGUGUGUGUGUGUGUGUGUGUGUGUGUGUGUGUGUGUGUGUGUGUGUGUGUGUGUGUGUGUGUGUGUGUGUGUGUGUGUGUGUGUGUGUGUGUGUGUGUGUGUGUGUGUGUGUGUGUGUGUGUGUGUGUGUGUGAUGAGAUGGCUGAAAGACGAUUAAAAAUUAAAUCUGCAUUUUAAAAUAUCUUGUUUGAAUUAUGCCUGUGAUGAACCUUCAAAUUAAAAAUAUUUCUAUUAUAUAAGAA
This is a messenger RNA of Hippoglossus stenolepis (Pacific halibut), 2983 nucleotides long. It is a transcript of the gene patl1, whose product is annotated as PAT1 homolog 1, processing body mRNA decay factor. Gene Ontology annotation, biological process: deadenylation-dependent decapping of nuclear-transcribed mRNA; P-body assembly. The record is from RefSeq and is a predicted model, not a curated record. Gene Ontology annotation, molecular function: RNA binding. Lineage: Eukaryota; Metazoa; Chordata; Actinopteri; Pleuronectiformes; Pleuronectidae. The coding region runs from base 101 to 2608 and encodes 835 amino acids. Gene Ontology annotation, cellular component: P-body. The transcript is spliced from 20 exons.